GCAAACUUAGUUUACUCUUUUCCAACUAUGCCGAUGUGGCUUCUGUAAAGGGCUUUUGAAGCAGAAGAGAAAGGGAAAUAAUAGACAUGACAGUAAUCCUUUUGUCUUUUCUUUGGUUCUGCAGCUAUGUUUUGGCAGAAGAGAAUGAGAGGUUGCCAAAUAAAUGUGAAGUGUGUAAGUUCCUGACAGUGGAACUGCAGGCUUCCCUAGAGAAAAGCGGCCGCUCCAAGGAAGUCCUGGAGCUCGGGGAGGUGCUGGACACCGGGAAACGCAGGCGCAAAAUCAAAUACAACACCUCUGAGACUCGUCUGACAGAGGCGGUAGACAACAUCUGUGAGGGCAUCCUGCAGUACAGCGUCCAUGCCGAGAGACCUGGCAGCCUGCGAUACGCCAAGGGCACCAGUCAGACCAUGUCAACGCUGAAGAACCUGGUGAACAAGGGUGUGAAGGUGGAGCUGGGACUGCCCUAUGAGCUCUGGGACGAGCCCUCUGUGGAGGUGUCGGACAUGAAGAAGCAGUGUGAGACCAUGCUGGAGCAGUUUGAGGAGGUGGUAGAGGACUGGUACUUCCACCACCAGGAAGAACGACUGGAACGCUUUCUGUGUGAAAACUACGUGCUCAACGACUCCGAGCAAGACUGUCUGAAGGAGGUGUGGAAGGGGGAUAUGGGUAUGAAGGGAGCAGGUGGAGAGGCAAAGAGUGAGGGAGGAGGAGACGAAGGCAACACACAUGAUGCUGGAGAACUGUGAAACCAUCCAAAAUGGCAGACAAACGCUCCUGCAACAGAACUGAACUGCACAGCAGAAGAACCUCAGUCUUUGACUGCAUAGCCAAUGUUGAGGUCUUUGGAACGGGAAACAUUUACAACACUACAUCCAGUAGCAACAAUAUGCCGUCCAUCUGAUGGAUUAUAGCUUCAAUCGUCAGCCUAUCCUGCCACUUGGAGACCCACAAGAGCGUACCAAGUCUUCCAGAAUGUUUCAUGCUUUCAGACUACACAGCAUGAUGACUGUCCCCUUUCAACAACCGUAUGUUAGCCCACGAGGCCAUCUAGUGGUGAAUGUGUGCUGCUGCAUCUAAUUACAGAAUGACUUCACAUAGAAAGACAUUCGUCAUAGACAUUGUUACAUACACUCCUGAUGUUUCAGGACGGUGCCUUAUAAAUGUCAGUGUUAUUGUUUGACGUCAGGGAGGAUUGUCCUCCAAAUCCAUCCCAUAAUACUUUUCCCAGCAGGUCAAGGAAGACGCGUGAGAAACAUUGCUGAUGAAAUCUACCUGUUUUUACAUAUAAGCAUAAACUGUUUUGAUGUUUAUCUUUUAUUGUACAGUACAUAUUUUCACCUGAACCAUGGUUUCCAAAAAUGCAAUAUGUACAUUUUUUAUGUUGAAUAAACUCAGCUUUUGUUACACUAAAUCAA
This is a messenger RNA of Osmerus eperlanus (European smelt), 1418 nucleotides long. RefSeq names its product canopy FGF signaling regulator 4 (gene cnpy4). The coding region runs from base 87 to 749 and encodes 220 amino acids. The transcript has 6 exons. The record is from RefSeq and is a predicted model, not a curated record. Lineage: Eukaryota; Metazoa; Chordata; Actinopteri; Osmeriformes; Osmeridae.